This is a messenger RNA of Lingula anatina, 2486 nucleotides long. RefSeq lists its product as uncharacterized. Gene Ontology annotation, molecular function: chitin binding. NCBI's taxonomy places the organism in Eukaryota, Metazoa, Brachiopoda, Lingulata, Lingulida, Lingulidae. The record is from RefSeq and is a predicted model, not a curated record.
GCUUAAAAGCUGAUUGCGCGUGUGAGGUGACGGCACACCCGCUGUGUAAUCAGACCCACACUGACCGUCUGCCUUCAUCAUUUCGACUGUAACUGAUCUCACUAUGCAGAUAAGACUGCUGUUGUCCGUCUUGGGCGUGGCCCUUAUUUGUCAGUCUGCUAGAGCUCAAGAAGUUAUCACAGUAUGUCGUGGUGAGGCCGAUCUUGCAUUUCUGGUUGAUUCGUCCGACAGUCUUGGAGAAGCUGAUUUCAAAACCGAAAUGGAUUUCGUUUCACGUAUGGUCCGUGGUUUUGAUAUUGGUCCGGACAACGUCAGAGUGGGAAUGGUGACAUUUGCAUCGUCUUCGGACUUGCGCUUUAAGCUUAAUGAACAUCCAACACAGGCUGGUCUCCUUAAAGCAGUUGAUGAUGUCCCGUUUACACCUGGGGCUACAGCUACGCAUCUUGGUCUUAGCCGUGCGAGAUUACAACUAUUUGUCCCACCUGGUGACAGAAGAGGCAUUGUCAACAUCGCUAUUAUACUGACUGAUGGCGCGUCAACGUUCCCUGACAGAACCAAAAUAGCUGCCGAAAUGCUGAAGAGGCAAGCCAUUGUAUACGCUAUUGGAAUUGGUAAAGAGUUAAAUGAGGAUGAGCUUGCUCUGAUGGCCACAGAUUCAGACAAAGUCUUCAUUGUCACCAGUUUUGAACAACUGUUGCAGUUCAGAUCUAGAAUUGCAGAUGCCAUCUGCACAAGCGUUGUGACAUUAUUGCCAAACACCACCACUACAACAACAACUCCAAGACCUACUACCACCACUCGCGAACCUACCACCACUACCCGAAGGACCACUACAACCAGGGCUCCAACAACCACAACUACUCCAACGACCACCACUCCUUACGUGCCUCCUGUUACUGUGGAUAUCGACGAGCAUUGCGGCAAGUGUGUUGUCAAUGGUGGUCCUCUAACCGAAAAUGGAGCCCUUGGAUAUGUACUGAAUCCCUACAGCUGUACGUCCUAUUGGGUGUGUAUCAGACGUCCCGAGAGAGGCCCAGACGGCUGGAUGUAUGAUGUUAUUGAACGCAACUGCUCAAUCGGAACAGUGUGGGAUCAAGACAUGCAAACAUGCGCCCGUUGUGACGAUCCAAGAGCAAUCUGCAAAGAUACUGCACCGAAGCCACCUAUGGGCACCCCGCACUGUCCAUUCCCUGAACAAAAAACUACCACGCCACCUUUCCCUGAGCCUUCUUAUACCUUGGACCAGGAAUGCGUAGAUGCUGUUGGCAAUACGAUGGUGAAUGUGAUAGAGGAUGCAGCAAUAUAUUAUAUUCGCUAUGGGCCAGAUAACGAUGUAGGACCAAUUUCCUGCUUCCCAUACAACUUUAGUAUCAGUGCCUGCAGAUGUGAAGCGCCAGAAAGCAUUGGUAUCAUCUUCCCAUACGAAGAAGAUUAUGCCUCAAUUGGUAAAAUUGCGUAUUCUGAGGCCAGUGAGAUAGGAAAUGUAACACUGUGCUCAGACUACCUCUCUGAUGGUGUGACACGUGUAUCUGCAGUGGGAGAAUCUGCCGUGUGUCUGGAUGGAGAAGGUCACGUUGAAAUGCCGUCUUUCAAGAACAGUCCCCCUCAGACACCGUUCACCAUUCAUUUCUUCUACUGGCUUGAUAAUGACGUCGAUACGGCCGGCAGAAAGAUUGCUCUCCUCAACAACGCUAAAUGUGAUAUUCCACCAACUAUUGACAUCUACUAUUCCAAUGGCGCUAUUGGUGUCGGCAUGACAACAAUUAAUGGAACAUACCAAAUUGAUCCUGUAUCAGUGGCUAACGGAGCUCAGGGUCGCUGGGUUUGUGUGGUAAUGACAUACAACAGUAAGCGCAUGUCACUGUAUCUGGACGGUCAGCGCGUGGACAGAGUCAAAGCAAGAGGUGAAAUGAAACGUACCGAGUCUGCCUGGAUCCUUGGCAACAAUUGUUUUGAAGAUAAAACUAUGGACAACUUUGAUUCUAACUUCAAAGGAAAAUUUGACCAGGUUUCGGUUUACUACAGAGUCCUGGAUGAUGAUGAGAUUCAACAAAUUUGCACAAUCUAAACUUAGAACUCCAAGUUGGCACCACCGUACGUGUCAAGAUAUACUAUUGAGAUGUGACUCAUUUUUGACAUUGAACGAGCUACUUAUCAACUGUCUUUAAGACAUUUUUGUUAUAUUUCCGUGGAGCUGUUGUAUUUUGUAGGGAAUCAGUAUGGAGUGAACAUAUCUCCCAACUGCUAUGAACAAAAGUCUCUGGUUUUAAAGUAUACAAAAUGGAGGUGAAGGGAACUUCUUCUAUCUAUUUAUUUGCUUUCAUGUUAUACGCACGUAAAUUGGAUGCCGAAUCUAAGAUUAACUUUUCGAAUGAUGUUUGACUGACAUGGCAACAGAGACUGGUCGUACAUCUCUUAUAUUAGCUUUGUUUAAUUCAAAAACUUAGAAUCCCAAAAUGUCAUUGGAAAUAAAUUUUCCAUCACCA